UCCUCCCUAGGCCUCCCCUCCGCAGCCACAUGCCAGUGCGCCUCCGACUUGCCAAUCAUCGCCCACGCCGAUCUGGACCCACCGUCUUUCCCAGCGUGCCAGGAUCCCUCCAGUUCGCUGCUUCUUGCAAAGCGGACCGGCUCGUCUCUGCCGCGCUUGCCUUGCAAAAACGAGCCGCACGCGGGGAGGACGGCGUGCGACUCCACCGGUAAACACGCUUGCUUGCUGCAGCUCGCGGUGUCUUACGGAGUUGUUUGCAGCGAGUCCCGCGCCCGUUGCCUCACAAGCCCUGAGAUUUGUGCGCUCGCGCGCGCGUAGGCUGAACCGCUCCGCACAGUUUCCCCCCGCUUUGGGAAAAAGGAAGAACAAACACUUAGGUUCCUUGCUUUUGUUGGUGCUGCCGUUGCUGUUUGCUCUAGAACGGGCGAGAGAAAACUUUUAAAGCUCUUGUGUUGGACAAGGCGCUCUCCCGGAGCUGAGUGACAAAUGGGCUUUUAAAGGGGCCAGUUGGAUUAGCUGAGAGACAGAGCAAACCAGACCUCAGGGAAGGAAAAGAGGCCGCCUCUCUUGACCUGUAUGGUGGAAGAGGAAGGACCGUUGCGGCUGCAUUACUUAGGACCUGCCGCUGCCGCCGGGUGGACUUGGAUGUGAGGAUGGAAAAGAAAAACAUGGAUCACUACCUACGCCGUCUCAAGCAGGAGUUGUUAUCCAUGAAGGAGGUUGGGGACGGGCUGCAUGAACAGAUGAACUGCAUGAUGGGUGCUCUGCAAGAGCUGAAACUCCUUCAAGUCCAGACAGCUUUGGAGCAGCUAGAGAUUUCAAGCCACCCCAGUCAGGUUUCAGGAGUUGGCCAGCAUCAGUAUCAUCUGAACAACCAACAGGUGCCAAGGGCUAGGUGUGAAGCCAGCAAGCAGAGUGGGAAGCUUCCAGGUGACACUUAUUCUGGCAGUUGCAGUUCUUCAGCAUUUUUGUGCUCAACUCCAGUCUCGCAACCCACCAGCCCGCAUUACCAUGCCACAUUGCCAGACAUCAGCCAUGGGCAUAUCACUUCAUCCCUUAAUAGCAUAAGCAGCGAGGACUACUAUCAUGCCAGUGGACCGCCAUCAACUGUGAGCACUGCAGAGUACCAUUCACCGAGGACAUACGAGUCAUCCAGCAAGCACAUGUCUAGAAGUUGGAUUUCCCAAGACACAAGCAGUUUUUUUGAGAGUAAAUCGGGAUGCAGAGAAUGUCAGUUCUCCAAUGAGUCUAAUGACUGGACUUCUUCACUAAUGUCUCAAAGCAGGAAUCGACAGCCUCUGAUCCUGGGUGACAACAUCUUUGCAGAUUUGGUUGGAAACUGGUUGGAUUUGCCUGAAAUAGACAAAAAAGCAGAGAGGAAUGAGACAUCCUUGUCAAGCAGCAAGUCCCAGGAGUUCUACAGAAAGUUCUCCCUCACGGCCAAUAUCUUCAAGAAGUUCUUAAGGAGUGUUCGGCCAGACCGAGACAGGUUGCUCAAGGAGAAGCCAUGUUGGCUGCCAACAGAAGACAAAGAAGCAGAAAUCUUAAAGAGGCCCAAAAAAGUAAAUAAACAGAAGGGGACCUUUUACUUCCCAGUCCAUGGGAACAUACCAAACUCUCAUGACAAAGCAGACAGGUGCCAAAAGAAGGAAACAAGCAAGGUCAAGGCCAAACAUUGUUCCAAGAAGAUGCACAACACAAUUGAACACACUCAGUCAGGAUUUGAUUUUAACACAGCUGUAUGGGUCUGAACGUCACACCUUGUUACCUCCUCAAUCAAAAUGGUUCCAUCCCAAAUCGGAGAUAAAUCAGUGUGAGAAAGGGAAAAGAGAGAUCUAGCAGACCUGUGAGGAAAGAGAAUAGGAGGUCCUCUCCAUAAAAUAUGCAUUGACACAAAUCACUUGCACAACUACAGCUUGUACACCUAAAGAGUGUCGGAUUUGGAGAUGCGGAAGCUCUUCAAAGCCAGUGCUCAAGAAGCCCUUCACAGUUUGGGGGCCAGAGGACAGUCUUAAUCAGGCCUGGUCCUCUGUCCUUCCAUUUAUAUUGGCUUCAUGUUUGCCAAACCCAUUCAGUUCCUCUCUAAUUCAGGUAGUGACAGAAUGUUAGAUCUGUUUGUGUGUGUGUGUAUUAUUUUUUAACUCUUGUGUGCACUAAAUCCUGGAUUAUGCACCGGGCAAAUGAAUAAGCACUUGAUAGCUAAAUUAAAAGUGAAACAUGAAUUCAUGAGAAUAGAAAGAAUGUGGAAAUUGAACAAUGGUUGAGUGAAGCUGGUUCAGCCAAUCCCAUGGCAUUUUAAACUUUUUUUUUUUACCUCCAAAGCAUUUUUUCAGGUUCACCCAUCAUGAUCUGUACAGUACUGGAAUGCAUCUAAGAAGUGUUAUAUAGUAAGUAGUAGCCAACCUAUCACUGCAACUUUAGGAUUAGCAAAAGUCCUUCACCUCUUCAUCUUGCCCUCAGAGCCUUAAACUCUGGAUGCCACACUGAGGUCCCAAGUUGAAAUAGACCUUUCCCUGGUUUAGUCCAGUUUGCUUUUCUUAACCAUGUAUAAAUUUUGUCUUGUGAGUUCUCCAAUGGUCCAGCUCUCCAAGAAUUUAUUAAAUAAAGCAAUGUUCUUCUCUCCACAUGUGCUUUGGUGGGAUGUUUGGACAUUCUGCACUGUGAUGCAAACUAUGCCAACUAUUUGGACAUGGUGAUAAAUUCAAGGAAUUUCCCAAAAUGCAGUAUCAUCACCACCACAUAUACAUCCUUGCAAAUAAAUGCAUGAAAGAACAGGACAUCACUGUUGUGUAUCUGUUGAGUAUUUGUGAACUAAACCUGUAAGCCAGAGCAGUCCCUGUGGGCAUGCAAGUUCCUCCAUGUGCAGUUAGAGCAUCUUGGGAUUGUUCUUUGUUACUACAGGUCCUCGUGCUUCCUCAGUUUUCAGGAACGCUUUCUCAUACUGCAGCGGUUAGGGGAGUGGCUUUCAAAGGAGAAGCCAUGCUCUGCAUCCAGGGCUCACCGUGUGAUGCUUUGAAUUCUGGCCUAUGAAAGAAGUGUUGCCCCCAACUACAGGGCAGGGUUUGGAAAAUGUAACAUAACAUAUUUCUGUGCAACGCUAAAGUAUUCCCCGCACAAGGACAGUUAACCUAACCUCUGUACAAAUACUGUACUGAGGUGUUUGAGCCUUUUUGGAGCGAGUUUUGUUAGCAUGGUGACCAAAUACUGUAAUAUGUUUCAAGCUCGAUCCAUGUUUCAAAAGUUUUCUAGGAGGCUUGACAAUUGCAGUCUUGUCAAAGGCUAGAGCAACAGUUAAGAACUUCCUUCAGCCCAAGGGCUGCAUUCAAUUUUGGAGGAGCUCUUGGAGCCUCUAUUCCAGUUAGCAGGCAGGUUCAGAAUACCCCAAAUGCCAGACUAUUUUAACAUUAAGUCACCCACUAGGCCUUAGGAGACACAGUUUGCCCUUUUAGAAUGGGGAAGAUACACUAAAGCUGUGUGAAAAAGGCGGAAGCCACUUAACAACAUGGCUGAAAUGGGCAUGGCCACACAGAGACAUCUGGAGAGCCAGAUUUGGACCACCAGAUGUACAGCUUUAGACGAUAGACUUGAAUUUCAACACCUCAUCCUAAAGACAAGUCCUUGCAAAAUGAGUUAUCAUGUUAGGAAAAGCAACUGAUGGAAGUGUUGCCACAUGAAGAAUCAAUGUAGAAAUAAUCCCUGAAGUGGCAUUCAGACUCAGUAAUAUCCAUGUUUCAGAUCUGUUAACUAGCUUUUAUUCCAUGCCAUGAUCCAGAGCUGUUUGCUAACUUUGGCCCAUUACUCUCUUGUGUACAUGGAGCCUCCUCUUCCUUUCAAUGGAUGGAGCAAUUCUGUCCUGGCAAUGGGAUGCUCACUUGGUUUUGCUAAAUCUUAAAGCUGUUUAUUUAAGAUUGCAACUGGGAUACUUUGAUUCACAUACCCUGAGAUUUUGUACCAAAACUUGUAACAUCUUCAGUACGGUCCUUUAAAAGUUGUUUUUCACUAACAGCAGAACUGUGCUAUUUUUUCAUUACUUUUCAGUGAUGCUAAGCCAUGGGAGGAAUUGAAAAAUAAAUAAUGUCAGUGCUGUCUAAUAAAGUCAUGUUGCUAUUUCAGCUCUCUAAGACAAACAGACAAGUUAGAAGUGCCAUCAUAAGACUAAAUCUGAGUUUUUCUCCUCCUGUAAUGGAAUU
Messenger RNA from Varanus komodoensis (Komodo dragon), 4190 nucleotides. It is a transcript of the gene INKA2, whose product is annotated as inka box actin regulator 2. Gene Ontology annotation, molecular function: protein serine/threonine kinase inhibitor activity; protein kinase binding. The coding region runs from base 654 to 1751 and encodes 365 amino acids. Gene Ontology annotation, cellular component: nucleus. NCBI's taxonomy places the organism in Eukaryota, Metazoa, Chordata, Lepidosauria, Squamata, Varanidae. The transcript has 2 exons. The record is from RefSeq and is a predicted model, not a curated record.